CUGAAGGCGCUUGUCAGUGUUGGAGACAAGCCACCCAACUUUGUUGGAUCGUGCCAAUGGAUUGGUUCUAUUGAAGUGCAACUUGUGCUGAGUCAGCUAUUAGGGAUAACUUCAAAGAUAUUGUUUGUCAGCCAGGGAUCUGAACUGGCUUCUCAAGGAAGAGAACUUGCUAAUCAUUUCAAGACCGAAGGAACACCAGUGAUGAUCGGUGGUGGAGUCUUGGCACACACUAUAUUAGGGGUGGCAUGGAAUGAGAUCACUGGGCAUGUUAAAUUUUUGAUUCUGGAUCCACAUUACACUGGUGCUGAGGACCUGCAUGUUAUAUUAGAAAAGGGCUGGUGCGGCUGGAAGGGUCCAGAUUUCUGGAACAAAGAUGCUUACUAUAAUUUGUGUCUACCUCAGCGACCAAAAUGUAUUUGAAUAUUUGCAUUGAAUGAUACAGUUGUGAUAAACUAGCUGCUUUCUGUAUAUAUGGUUUAUUUGUAUUUAAUAUCAUGCUUCUCAUAAUCCCAUUGAAAUAAAAUUACUGCUCUAGUAUUUCAGAGCACAAAUUAUGUACAAGAUUAUUUUUCAAAUAAAAUCUGGUUAUAUCCUGUUAA
This is a messenger RNA of Notechis scutatus (mainland tiger snake), 599 nucleotides long. NCBI's taxonomy places the organism in Eukaryota, Metazoa, Chordata, Lepidosauria, Squamata, Elapidae. The record is from RefSeq and is a predicted model, not a curated record.